AUGCUUCGAAAAGUUGAUCCUCUGCAUCCUGUGUUGGUGAAUUAUUUGACUACGAUAAAUCCUGAUGUUGAAAUUGGGAAGUUGUUAGAGAAGACAACCGAAGGUCCUUCGAAGACAAGGAGAGGUUCAAAGAAGGAAGAUCAUCCAAGCCCUUCGAAAGUUGUUUUAGUGGAAAAAGCAGCUAAAUCUCCAAAGAAGGUCAUAGUUAAAGUAAAAGCUUUGAAAUCAAGAUCAAAGUUUGUUGUUACUGAAAAUGUUGAUCCUUUGAAGGAUGUGGUAUCUUCAAAAACUGGUGUUCUCAAACGGCUCAAGAAAAUGGCUCAUAAGUCUCGUCAUUCUCCUGAAAGGUCUGGAAGUUUUUCACCUUCGUUUGUUAGAAAACCACAAAUUGGUCGAAAGGGGAUUCUCAUUUGUGAAAUACCCGUUCCUGUUUCACCACAAAACCAAGAAAAGGAGAGCAGAAGAUAUGGCAAAGAAGAUUUCAAAGAAACAAAAGCCACAAAAGAAACAAAGGAAACUGGUGUUGCAAGAAGAUUCAACUGA
This is a messenger RNA of Lactuca virosa, 543 nucleotides long. The record is from the annotation of a GenBank genome assembly. NCBI's taxonomy places the organism in Eukaryota, Viridiplantae, Streptophyta, Magnoliopsida, Asterales, Asteraceae.